CGCACACUCACAAUUAGCGUCGGAUUGUGUUAAUUCGUUGGGAUCAAUGGGAUCCUUUUCGGAUCCAACUGGAGUGGUUGGGUUUCUGCGUGCAUGAACCGUUUCUCUGCGUUUGUGGCGUUGCUUUUAGUGGAUUUUGCUCAGAAGUUUAUCGUGUGCGUGUGUGUGUGUGCUCCAGAUCCACGACUUUGGAAUGCGGCGAUGGAUCAGGUCAUGAUGUGCUGAGGACCUGAGGAUGGUGCGCAGCAGGACACCGUCGCAGGGCGGCGGUUCUCAAGGCUUCGAGAUGGAACGCAAGUACUCUGUUCCUUCGAAUCCCGAUGCCAGACCCUUUUCGGGCAACGCCAGCGAAGAUCUACACGCCUGGUCUAUUUAUAGGCAAAAUUUAAAUUCCGAUUUCACGGACAGCGCCUUGGGUUCCACUGAUAAAAGUCCGCUGCCAUAUGGCAACUUUCAACUGCGAGACACGACGGUCCAAUCGAUUUUGUCACAUCCACGUUACGGGCCCAAAUCUGCUCUGGGAUCCAACAUGUAUACUUAUCUGAAAUUCGGUUUGCCGAGAGUUUUUCCUCCUAACCACAACGGUUCGAACCGUUCCGGAACUCCACAACUUUUCACUAGAAACGCUUCACAAAGACCCAACAGCAGGGCACCCAAAUCAGGAAACAGGUUGGGCCACAGGGAGGGCAGUUCCGGCUACGACAGUUCGGACAACGAAACGACAACGAACAACCAAUACGGCAACAAACACAACCGGAAAUAUAGAUCCGAUCCCGAUUUCAGGAUGCAGAACGUUCAUCCGUCGUACCAAAGGGAAAGUCCCGGAUUGCCGUUGGCCGCCAUGCAACAAGGAGGCAUCCGAUCGCCCACGCAGUGGAGUCGUAACAAGAGCAUCUCCGAAGCAAACCUCCUGGCGACAGAAUACAACCGUUCCUAUCACCAACUUCCUCACCACCCGAACCAUCCGAGGAUGGAUCCCCGACGCAACAGCGUCGCUGACUUCGGCGGCGGCGCCCAUCCAGAUAUGGUCGACGGCAGCGUUAUGAUGGGAAUGAGACCCAUGUCCAAGGCGGAGAGUCACCUGUCGGUGGCGGCGUCCAGGAGAGGUCCCUCCGUCAUCAGGACGGAUUAUCUCAGUCAGGACGAGGAUGCCACGCCAACUUUUAUGUAUCCACACCUUCAGGUGGUUGGAUUGGGUUUGUGGCCGCGUACCAACACUUCUUGUCUCAACUCGAAACGCCAUCUCUUACUGAACGACGUCUCCUUCGAGAUUCGAGGCGGCGAAGUGAUGGCGGUAAUGGCAACCUCCGAGGAGGAAGGUACGGCACUUCUGGACUGCGUCGCGGGUUUCUGCACUCCGGUGAUUGGCGACAUACUGUUGAACGGACAUAACGCAAAAGCCAACAUGUUAAAGACGAGAGUGGCAUAUGUGCAGAGUGAUCCACACCUCUGUGAAGAGAUGACCGUGCUACACACCCUCAAAUACCACCACGAUCUCAAACGGCCCACUGACAAGCUGGGCUACCUUAAAAUAGACGCGAUGGAUAGAAUAAACGUAUUAAUUGAGGAUUUGGGUUUGGAGCAAGUGAGGAACACGAAGAUUUCCUCUUUGACGAUAUCGGAAAGACGGCGAUUGAAUGUGGCCUGUCAUCUGCUACUGGACACCGAUAUUGUCGUUUUGAACCAACCUACCAGAGGCAUGGACAUCUUCGAUACUUUCUUCCUCGUCGAAUAUUUGAGACAGUGGGCAAAUGGCGGUACAGCCGGUGCUUUAGGAAGGAUAGUAAUAUUAACAAUGCAUCCGCCGACAUACGAAAUCUUCACGAUGCUCUCCAGAAUCCUACUCAUUUCCGCAGGAAGGACAAUGUUCAGUGGACGCAGAAGAGACAUGUUGCCAUAUUUUGCUUUAGUCGAUUAUCCUUGUCCGUCGUUCAAGAAUCCUUCAGACUAUUAUCUGGAUUUAGUAACGCUGGACGAUUUAUCAGCGGAAGCGAUGCUGGAGUCGUCACAAAGGAUUGAACAAUUGGCAGAAGUGUUUAGGCAAAAGCAGGAACCAAUGAGCGAUCCUGGGCCUCCUACUGCUCUGCCAAUGACAGUCAAACCUUCCAAUUGUUUCAUACAAGGCUUCGUCCUGUUCACGAAAGCGAUGUUCUACACUCAACCGAAUACGUUCCUAAAUUGGUUGACGCUAAUUGUGAUAGCCGCGAGUCUCUCGUUGGUAAACGGUGCAAUUUUCUGGGACGUGCCAAACACCGAUCCUCAACUGAUUCUCAACGACCGACUGGGUUACCACUAUGCCGUCAUGUGCAUCACCUCGUGGCCACUCCUGCUGCUUUUGACCGUUGCCGAAAUCAGGAAGAACAGGAAAGCGGUUGAACGUGACAUUAAAGACGGACUUUACGGAAGGGCGACCUAUAUUUUUACCAAGACGCUGAUCAACUUAUUUCCUUCCCUGUUCCUCUGGUUGAUUUACGUAGUUCCCAGUUAUUCCAUGUGCGGUUUGUACAUGCAAAGUCUUGUCAAUUACGACGGAUUCAACAUAUAUAUAGGAACGAUGUUGGUUUAUCUUAGUGGUGUUCAGAUAUUUUUGCUGUCGUUUAUUUAUCUGAUACCGGCGUCGAAUGCCGCCGCCAUACUUUGUUCGGUUCUGAUUUGGGCGUUCGCACUUUCAUCCGGGUACACGGUUCACUUCAAGGACUUACCUGUUUACACCAAAUGGCUAGAGUACAUAAGUCCAACUUCGUGGCUCCUGCCCUUCUUGCUCAACAGAGAACUGUCCCAAGAAGCAGUUGCGAGCAGUUCUGCCACCACUUUGUGCCGAAACAAACAGGUGCAGCAUCAGGAUAUUAUCGUUCAAUUACCCUGUCCGCCUCCGAACGGGACUAACGCGUUGUCCCAGUACGGCUAUCUGCAGUCCCAGCAAGAAUUCACCGCCUAUGGAAAUGCCCCCGUUGCUCUUCUCGUUUUUUACGCAGUGUUCUUCAUCAUAGCCUGUUUCGCUUUCAUUCUCCGUUGCUGCAGAAACGACAGAGAAUCACACAAGGGAAUGAACGACGCCAAUAAACCAUAAUUUCCUAAAGGAUAAGACCUGAUAAACUUGUAUUUAUAUAGACGAUAGAUAAUUAUUUAUGUAUAAUCUAACGCCCGCUUUUUAUAUCAGCUAUUUAUGACAAAAUAAAUUGUACAUUUUA
This is a messenger RNA of Aethina tumida (small hive beetle), 3191 nucleotides long. Its product is annotated as ATP-binding cassette sub-family G member 8. Lineage: Eukaryota; Metazoa; Arthropoda; Insecta; Coleoptera; Nitidulidae. Gene Ontology annotation, molecular function: ATP binding; ATP hydrolysis activity; ABC-type transporter activity. The coding region runs from base 236 to 3070 and encodes 944 amino acids. The transcript is spliced from 14 exons. The record is from RefSeq and is a predicted model, not a curated record. Gene Ontology annotation, cellular component: plasma membrane.